CCCUUUCACUGCGGCUCCAUCGCCGAGCGGACUGGCCCGCUGCUCUCAUCCGAGACCUCAGUGCAGACUGUCGGAUCUAUAAAACCUACAGCGCCGGCUCCCUGAAAGCCUCCAGCUCCUGUACAAAUGCAAGCGAUCAAAUGUGUGGUGGUGGGCGACGGGGCUGUGGGUAAGACCUGUCUGCUGAUUAGCUACACCACCAAUGCCUUCCCUGGUGAAUACAUCCCCACUGUCUUCGAUAACUACUCUGCCAAUGUGAUGGUGGAUGGGAAACCAGUGAAUCUGGGCCUUUGGGAUACAGCAGGACAGGAGGACUACGAUAGGCUCAGACCACUGUCUUACCCACAGACGGAUGUGUUCUUGAUAUGCUUCUCCCUGGUCAGUCCGGCCUCCUUUGAGAACGUCCGAGCUAAGUGGUACCCUGAGGUGAGACACCACUGCCCCAACACACCCAUCAUCCUGGUGGGCACCAAGCUGGAUCUGCGAGAUGACAAGGACACCAUUGAGAGGCUGCGAGACAAGAAGCUUUCCCCCAUCACCUACCCGCAGGGCCUGGCCAUGGCAAGAGAGAUCGGGGCUGUGAAGUACCUGGAGUGCUCUGCACUGACCCAGCGAGGCCUGAAGACGGUAUUUGAUGAGGCCAUCCGAGCUGUGCUCUGCCCUCCGCCUGUGAAGAAAAGGGGAAAGAGGUGCACCAUGUUCUGAGGAGGAAACCUUGCUAAAACACUUCACUACAUCACCAUGAACAACAACCACUACUUCUCUGAGAGGAUGAGAGAAAACUAGCGAGAGUGAGUGUGCACUGCUGAGAUUGCUUUCUUUAUAUUGAUGUUUUUUCAAAGCGAUAUUGGUAACAAGACCAAUACUUAAUCCAAUUUUUUUACCAUUACUGAAUAGGCUCAUAGGCUCUCUGUGAAAGACAUUGACUGUCCACCUACUUUGUACUCAUAGAACCACAUCAAGUUGCCAUGAGGGCUGACAAAGGUUUCUAAUACUCGUCUUCAUACUGCGACAUCUCUUCUGUUUCAGCCACGCUUGCUUGAAUUAAUGCGGUGUUGACUAGAUAGAAAGUGAACUAUGAAUAAGCCUUCAGGUCUGAAGUUACCCUCAGCUCCUGAUCUAAGAUCAGCAUGUGGAGAAAAAAAGCAUACUACUGGCAUGCACACACAAAUCUGUUGCUCCUGACAGAACAAUACUACUGCCUGCAUUCACUAAACUUCACAAAUAGAGCAUGGUUUAAUGUGUUUUCUCUACAAGAAAUGUGAUAAGUUCCAGGAAAUUUCUAGUUAAUUACAGCCUGGGUCUUAUUUUGUAGUUUUAGCACCCAUUUCAAUCAACAGUAAUGUACUCAUUGAAGUCAUUGCUGAGAUUUAAGAAUGCAAAGUCUGAUGAGUCAGACUGCACUUUCAAGCAAAUUCAGCAGUUGUUCUUAGCCAUAAGACCCUCAUUUAUUGAGGGACCCUUUGUCAAAACCUAUUGUCAGACCAUUAUUACUUCAGAUUUUUGCUAAUAUGUUGCAUAUUGCCAAAUCAAUGUAUUUAAUCAAAUGAACACAGAGAAAAUCUGGGGCCAGAUAGUGACCAUGGUCAAAUGACCAUUUGUAUAUCAGUUACUCACUGAGCGUUGAAUUUGUGAAGAAAACGUUUUUUUCACAUGCCUACACAGUGAACAAAGAAUCCAAAAAAGGUGAACAUUCUUGAUGAAUUGAAGUCAUUUGGGAAAAAUUUUAACAACAGCCAAACUAUAUCAAAAUAUCUGUAUGUAAACUUUGAGACUCUGAUUAUACAGGAGCUGUAUGAGAGUUUGUAAACAGAUGUUUGGUAUUGUUUUGCUGUUUUAAAUGUGAACAAUGAUGCUUUUUUUGGAUUCUCCAUUCACCAUGAUGGCAUGAGAGAAAAAAAGAGUUUUUUUCACAAAUUCAAGACAAUAGGUGGUGCGUGUUUGAUAUACACAUGGUCAUUUUGCGGGUGAGGCAUUCCUUUAAGGAAUGGGGAAUAUGGGUUAAUGGUGUUCAGACAUCAGACAUUUCAGACAUCUCAGCAAUAAUUUGAAUAAGUGCAGUGUCAUUGAUACUGAAAGGAAUGAUGUACAAAACUAUGAACAUGUUCUUCUGAAAGGUUUACAUGGGAGCAUAACAUUGUAAGAUUAGUGACUUUUAACUCCAGUGUCUCUGAACCAUCACAUUUUUGGCUUUCCUCAUUACGUUUGCACAAAUCCUCAAUCCUAAACGUACUUUAAGAUUGAGUGUGAAGGCUCAAUCUUGAGCUAGUUUGACAAAAAUAUUUUGAUCGGUUAUCAGUUCCACUUACUUGAUUUUAGCUUUCAACCACACCUUGCAGCCUGUUCAGCAGGAGAGUUUGCUCAGUCGUAGAAGAUGAGGUGUUGUGCAAUUUACAAGGUCAAGCAUUACAUUUUUCAAGCUUAACUUGCAAAUAUUAGUUGAGCUUUUAACGUCAUCUUAUGCUCUUCAUCAGAAUAGGCCAUGAGAUGAUUAAGACUUCUGUGGGUCAUUCACUGGGUCUUCUUUGCUAAUGCAGUCCAUGAGGUAUGGUUGAAACUCUGGAAAAAGCUAAUAAGUGAACUUUGAGUUGAGAUCAUUUUGUCAAAUUAUGCCUGGUUCACAUUACACGACAUUUCUGUUCGUUUUAACAGUCACUGUGUCACAUUAGGCUAUUGUGGAGUCAUAAAAUUGUGCCGUGACUUGGCCGACAGACAUGACACACUACACGAGGGACCACACUAUUUAUCCCUGGUGACGUGAGUGACAUCAACGGGUUAUUCUUGUCCUAUUUUUAUUAUUAUUCCUAUUAUUUCAGUCACAUUGUCUGUUCAUGUGCCAGCAGAAAUGUUAUUGUAGUAACGUUAAAAAAAAAAAAAAAAUGCCACCAGAUGGUAGGAGCUACAUUUGAAGUACUGUACGCAAACAUGCAAGUCACUGAUUCCUCCACAACAAACUCCUGCAAAUGUUUUACAAUAAAAGCUUAUUUAGAAAAUGAAGGGAUUCUCUCAACUGAAGUUAUAAGGGGCUUUUAUUUUUGGAUACAGAUACAGGAAGUAUUGAGUUUGAAAUGACAGUGCGAUGCAUUAACUUUAUCAAGGCAAACGGGAGCAGAUAAAAAGUAAAAAUAUGAAAAUACAAAGGGAAUAAUAAAUAACGGACCGUCUAUAAUGUAGUCUGUUUCAAAUGAAGCUGGUAGCCUCUGCAGUUGUGGUAAGUAAAAGCCCCGCCACUAUUUUUUAAUUUUCUUACUUUAUGUCCAUCUCCAUUAUGAAGAAAUAACAUUGUUUGCUAGCUUGAUGCUAAUGGCAGUAAUAUUACUACUACUGGCAGUAGUUUUUUUUCCCUUUUUAAACUGUUGUGGUAACGUCCCUAGUUACAGUUGUGUACGGCAGCUUAUCGCUCUGUGUCUCUAUUGAUCAAAGUGACGGCUGUGACGGGAGCAGUCUUGAACAACAAAAAGAAAAUCAAACAUGCUAGACUUUCUGUUGGAACGUCCUGAGGCGUCUCAGACGUGGCGUCAGUUGUCGUCUACUAUGGCACACUACGCGAGAUGAAAUGAUGGAUUAUUGCAUAAGACACUCAGUGAAUUGUCAUCCACGAUCCAUGCCAACACCGUAUGACGCUGCUUCGGGCUAUAAUCGGGCUGAUAUCAUGUAGUGUGUACCAGGCAUUAGCUGAAGUUGUUUUACCACUGUUAGCAAGGUGGAAAAUCCAAUCUGUGCUGUCCUGUUAUGAUGAAAAAAAUGUUUCUUGAGCAUGUUGUUUACUUUGGACAAGCAUCUGAUCUCAGUCAGGUGUCUGUGGGUAACUUCAUCUAACUGUGAACAUGUGAAAGACAAGCAUGCCAAACAUGGGGGCUGUACAACCUUGCUGCCUGAGUUCUGCCUUUGGGGGUGGAGGAGCUUGCAUGGGUCUUAAAAUAUUUUGUCUUAAUUUAUCCCAUUGUUUAGAUCUUGUCUCUGUUCAUGUGUGUGAGUGUGAGUGUGAGUGUGUGUGAGUGUGAGUGUGUGCGUGUUUGUGUGAGAGAGAGAGUCACGGACGUGUAUAUGAGCGCUGGUGUUUGUGUGUAUGGACAAGCACGUGUCGGUAUCAGUGAGACAGCUUUGUUUCACAGUUUGGGGUAGUGCAUAAAAGACAGUAUUGUUUUAAGCCAAGUUUUUUAGUGUCCAGUUUUUGGUACUAUUUCAUAUUGUAUUGUAGUAAUACACAAGACUUUUCAACAAUCUGUGGACAUAAAGGAAGAAAAAAAUGGAUAUUAAUGACAUCUAGUGAUGUACAGAAUAAUCCUUAGAAAAGGAAUGCGUUAUGAAUAUCUAUCUACAUGUACCUGAAUAUUUAGCUCUUAAAACUAAAACAAUUCAAACUAAAGGGAUUAUAGUCGCUUGUGUUGAAGUUAGAAGUGUUGCUAACAGUGUACAAUAAAGGGGCCAAUCUUUGUGGAGUUUGUCAUUGUGGCAAACAGUGCAGAUUGCACCUUUAUGAAAUGCAUUUCUGUAUGGUUCCAGGUCUGCAGUGUGUCUGUCUCCCUCAUGUGGCGAGACGCAGCACUGCAGUCCACUCUGUCACGCUGUCUUUGGUUGGCAUAGCAAACUGUGUGGUUGAAUCAUGUUGUGCGGUCCUGCCUAGCUAAGGUGUUGAAAUGUAGAUGAGAAACGCAGCAAAAAAUUCUAAUCUACUCUUGCAUGGAAGUUCUCUGGUUCUUUGACCCACUGUAAUUCUUAGGAGAGGUUGUAUGAUGAAAUGCAUUGGCCAUGUACGUAUGUAAUGUAAGAUGACUUGUAUACUUGUUCCAACUGUUUGUCUUAUUUUUUAUUACUUCACAUGUCUGUGUGGUGAAAUAUUUCAAUUUUUU
This is a messenger RNA of Epinephelus fuscoguttatus (brown-marbled grouper), 4853 nucleotides long. RefSeq names its product Rac family small GTPase 3b (gene rac3b). Lineage: Eukaryota; Metazoa; Chordata; Actinopteri; Perciformes; Serranidae. Gene Ontology annotation, cellular component: cytoskeleton; cell projection; plasma membrane. The record is from RefSeq and is a predicted model, not a curated record. Gene Ontology annotation, biological process: motor neuron axon guidance; small GTPase-mediated signal transduction; regulation of actin cytoskeleton organization. The coding region runs from base 127 to 705 and encodes 192 amino acids. Gene Ontology annotation, molecular function: GTPase activity; protein kinase binding; GTP binding. The transcript has 6 exons.